AGAUUUUGGAACCACUUAUUCGGGAUUUUCUUUAUAUCAUUGCGAAGCUAAAGAUAUCGGAGACAUCCGUGUAAAUAGUGAUUGGCCUGGAAGGGAUGGGAUAUUGAAGACAAAUACAAUUCUUCAAUACAAAACUGACGAAUUUAAAGAGGUUGAUUCAUGGGGUUAUAAGGCCUUGUACUCGAAACCUAGUAGGAGAAGCAGAGAUGAUGAAGCAAGACCUAUAGAAUUAUUUAAAUUAUAUUUGGGUAAUUGUUUGGAAAAGUAUAGACCAAAGUUGCCUGAACCAUUAACAUAUAAAAAAGCGAUUACCGAUUACCUUUAUGAAAUGGGAAAGUUGGCUAAAGAAAAUGUUCAUAAAUUUUGGCCGGGAAUUGAUUUCAUGGAAAAUGUACUCAUAGUUCUUACUAUACCAGCUGAAUAUUCAGAAAAUGAUAAAGCUAUAAUGAGAGAUUGUAUAUACAACGCUAAAUUGAUCAAUAACAAAUUUUCAGAAAAAUUGCAGAUUACAACUGAACCGGAAGCUGCAGCAAUCUACUGUCUGUAUAGUAGCUUAAAAGAACACAAACUCACAAAAUCCGGAACAAAUUUCAUGGUCGUUGACUGCGGCGGUGGCACAGUAGAUUUAACAACACGUAAAUUGUUAGAAGAAAACCAAUUAGGUGAAGUCACUGAACGAGCAGGAGAUUUUUGUGGGAGUACAUUUAUCGACAACAAAUUUAUUGAACUACUUAAGAGUGAAGUUGGAAAAUCGGCUAUGGAUUCGUUAAUUAAUAAACAUUAUGGCCAAUUUCAAAAUUUAAUUCAAGAAUUUUGCCAAAAUGUCAAGUUACCAUUCACCGGAGAUGAUCCAGAUUUUAUUUAUGAAAUUGAUUUAGAAGCUGUUGCUCCUGCAUUAUUAGAUUACGUUACUGGUUCAGAGAAAGAUUUGAUGGAAGAAAAAGAAUGGAUGAUUACGCUUAAUUGUGAUAUUAUUAAAUCUAUGUUUGAUUCUAUUAUUGUUAGAAUUUUCGAAAUGAUUCGUAUUCAAUUAAAAAAUUCUGAAAAAUGUUCUGCAAUAUUCUUAGUUGGUGGUUUUGGUCAAUCAAAGUAUUUGCAGAAAGAAAUCGAGAAAGAAUUUAGUCACUUAGUUGAAAACAUCUCAAUUCCGAAUCAACCUAUCGCAGCGGUAGUGCGUGGCGCAGCGAUAUACGGAAAAAGUUUAUACGAGUCAAAGAAUUUGAAGAACAUGAAUAACUCAAAAUGUGUCAUUGCAACUCGUGUAUUAAAAUAUACCUUUGGGAUCAAGGUAUCUCCUUUAUGGGAAUAUGGAGAUCCAUCAGAUCGGCUCACAAGUGAUGGGAGGAUUCAUAAAUUUCGUUGUAUUGCAGAACGCGAAACUAAUGCUACAACUGAUCAAGAAUAUAUAGUUGAAGACUUGGUUCCUAUUUCUCCGGAUCAAACAGAAAUGAGCUUUGAUAUAUACUAUACAAAAGAACAGAGUGCUGUUUAUUGUGAUGAACCUGGUAUGAAAUUGCUUGGAGAAUUACUUAUCAGCCUCCCCGACGUGCAUUUGGGAACUAAUAGACCUUGUACAUUUUGCUUAUCAUUCGGCGAUAUGGAAAUUAAAGCCAGGGCUUUUAAUCAAAUAAAUGGGCAAAACUAUCAAACCAAGUUCGAAUUAAAUGAAUUAUCUGACUUAAAUGAAUUAAAUGGUUUUUAGAG
Rhizophagus irregularis DAOM 181602=DAOM 197198 is the source of this 1704-nucleotide messenger RNA. RefSeq lists its product as uncharacterized. NCBI's taxonomy places the organism in Eukaryota, Fungi, Glomeromycota, Glomeromycetes, Glomerales, Glomeraceae. The record is from RefSeq and is a predicted model, not a curated record.